This is a messenger RNA of Olea europaea var. sylvestris, 2260 nucleotides long. RefSeq names its product zinc finger CCCH domain-containing protein 32-like. The record is from RefSeq and is a predicted model, not a curated record. NCBI's taxonomy places the organism in Eukaryota, Viridiplantae, Streptophyta, Magnoliopsida, Lamiales, Oleaceae. The transcript has 6 exons. Bases 470 to 1519 code for a protein of 349 amino acids. Gene Ontology annotation, molecular function: metal ion binding; mRNA binding.
ACACCAUUGGCGGGUACCUUACAAACUGACGAAAAACUAGAGAGAGAGAGUGUGCUGUAUGUAUAUGUAUGUAUAGAGUGUGAGUGUGAGUGUGUCCGUGUGAUUGUGUCGUAUAUGUGUGUGUGUGUGUGUGUAUAUAGAGAGAGUUGUAUGUAUAGUUCAAAAAGUAAAGUGCUUAAACCAGGCCGUACGAACACUAUACAUAUACACACACACGCUCUCUCUCUCUCUCACUCUCACUCAAUCGCACUGUACAAAAGUACUCAUCAAUAGCACUGUAGAAAAAUCUCUCUCGGACACCCCAAAAAGUCCUUCGGCCCUCGUACGUAGUAGUUAAAUAUAUAUUACAAGAUCAUCGGAUUUUUCGUGGCAUUUAAGGAAAAAGGAGUUUUUAUUAUAUGAGUAUUGAUUAUUGUACCCUUUUAGCGUUUGAUUCAGUCAAGUGAUUGAGAAUUAAGUGAAAGCAGGAAUGGAGUUGUACGGAAGGCGAAGCGGGACAGAAUCGGAUCAGCAGCAGGUGGAAUGGGCUCCGGCAGGCCAAGAACCCGGUUUAGUAGAAUCGAUGCGAGGGUUGAAUUUGAGGGAUGGUGAGUACCCGGAGAGGCCAGGUGCGGCAGAUUGCCCGUACUAUAUGAGAACCGGGACCUGUGGAUACGGCUCCAAGUGCCGGUAUAAUCAUCCCCAUGAUCGUGGAAUCUCGACUGGGGGUGUUAUGAGAGAUUAUCCUGAGCGGGUAGGGGAGCCUUCAUGUCAGUAUUAUUUAAGGACAGGGACCUGUAAAUUUGGUCCAUCUUGCAAGUUCAAUCACCCAAAAAAUGCUGGUGGAUCCUUGACCAAUGUGCCUCUAAAUAUUUAUGGAUAUCCAUUACGACCGGGUCAGCAAGAAUGCUCCUACUAUUUGCAAAAGGGGCAAUGCAAAUUUGGUAGAACAUGUAAAUUUGAUCAUCCCGAACCAGCUGGUUUAUCAAUGCCAGAUCCAGCACGUACAUUUUAUCCAACAGGGCAGUCUCUUUCUGCUCCUUCUGAGCAAUAUGACAGCACAUCGACCACCUAUAGGGUUGCAAGGCCUCUAUUGCAUGGUUCAUAUGUGCCCGGUGCUUAUGCUCCAAUGUUGCUUCACCCAGGAGUGGUUCCCAUGACAAAUUGGAAUACAUUCUCGGGACCAGUUAGCCCUGCACCAUCACCUGGUGUUCAACCCUCGGUUGGAUAUAGAAUGUCACAGCUAUCUUCUUCUGCACCGGCCUUUACAGGAGCUUAUACCCAGUUACCCUCUUCUGCCUCACCUUUGAGUGCUGGCGUAACAUUGGAGCAACAGUUACCAGAAAGGCCUGGCGAGCCUGACUGCAAAUACUACAUGAGAACUGGGGGUUGUAAAUAUGGAUCAUCUUGUAGGUAUAACCAUCCACCAAACUGCGUUGUUUCAAACACAAAUUGUGUACUUAGCCCCUUGGGGUUACCUCUGCGUCCGGUAUGUAUGGUAUUUUCUUCUCGCAAACUCCUUGUUUUACAGAAUAGUUAAAUUAUUUAUUGGCUCUUUGUUUCUUUCUUAUUUUUCCUUGGUGAGUGGGUAAGUGUGCAUUGUUUUGGUUGGGAAAUUCCAAUUCAGAUGUGCUUGUGUUUGAUUUCUUAUGUCCUUCUCAUGGUGACUAGUAUUAUGAGUACAUGGUUAUUUGAAUUGGCUUUUAUAUUUUCACUUUUAAGUGCAAACUACAUUUUGCUAUUCAGUAGAUGAUGAUGGGUUUUACAUGUGCUUUUCUAUUAUAAUUUUUCAUUAUAUUGAACUUGUAGAAAGUUAGAAUUUGUGGGCAAUGGGGAUUAUUAGAUCCAAACAUUCUACUUUUUAAGCACGGAAAAUAUCUUUAUGGUUGUUUCAACAAAUCAUAAGCUACAAGUUUCCUGAAUUUUCUUUGAUUUUAUUUCUUGUCUCAAAGAAAAUUCUAGAUGGGGAAGCAGAUCAUUACUUCAUUUCUACAUGUUCUGGAGAUUCCAAACCGCUGUUAAUUCUUCUCCUAUUUUACUCUCUUCAGUUUUCUAACUUUCUCUUCCCUUUUCUUUUUAAUUCUCUCGAGUACUUAGCAUCAAUGAUCUUUGUUUUAUUUACCCCCCCCCCCCUCUCAUUUUAAUUCUCUUGAGUACUUGCCAUUUUGUAACUUAUGGUUGGCCGUUAUAACAACUUCGGUACGUGAUGGCUGGCCUUUGAUAUGUAUGUUCGCUAUGAAACAAAUUGGCAUCCCUGUGAGAUUUAAAAAAAAAAAAAAAA